AUGAAAGUAAGAGCAUUAAAGUAUUGUAGAUCGCUGACCAAGGCCCAAGGGGCGCGUGCCCACGUGAUCAUCAAUUAUCGCGAUUCGCGACGCGGGAUCGGACAAGAACUUGUUCUCUCCAAUUGCUAUCUUCACCUUCAAUGGGACCAGAAGAGUGUUGUUAAGCAGUGGGAGGUGUUUGUCAGUCAUGAAGGAUGGCAGGCGCAGGACAAUCGGACAAGGAGCAUCCGCUCGCAGGCGCGCACAAUAAUUACACCAGACUUAAGAAACGAGACUGACGCGCGUGGAACCCAGACCCAACUAUUAAAUGCCGCGAAAGAAAUGGGAGCAGUUGAACGACCCGACCUCACCUCCGAAGUAACCCACCUUCUCGUCGGAUCUGCAGACUCCGCAAAAUACCGAUUCGUCGCGCGCGAACGGAAUGACGUCGUUGUGGUUCGACCAGAAUGGAUUGAAGCGAUGCGCCAAUUGUGGAUGCUGGGAGAAGAUAUCGACAUUCGCGCCCUGGAGGUACAGCACAAGAUACCCACCUUUGUCGGGCUCACAAUAUGCAUUACUGGAUUCUCGGAUAUGGGCUUUCGCACACAGAUGAACGACCGUUCUGUGGAAAAUGGGGCCGAGUUUCGGAAAGACUUGACCAAGAGCGUCACCCAUCUUAUUUCGCGCACUGCAGACGGCGAGAAGUACAAGUUUGCGACACAAUGGGGUAUACGAGCUGUCAGCGAGAAAUGGUUUAACGACUGUAUUGAGCGCGGGAUGAUCCUGGACGAAGAAAAAUACCACCCACUGAUCCCACUGGAAGAACAAGGUGUUGGAGCAUGGUAUCGACCCUUACCCAUAUCACAGAGCGAGUCUAGAAAAGACAGAGGUGAUUCUAGCAAUGGUUCGGGGGAUGCUAGGCCGCGGAAAAAGCUACGCAGGACUGCAAGUACCAAGCUCAUUGGCCAAAAUGAGAACAUCUGGGGUGAUAUCAUUGGUGCUGGUUUCACGAAUCCCGAUACGACCGAUUCGCCCAACAAAGAGGAUGAAGAACGCGACUCACCACCUUCAAAACCUAUUCUUCAAGCUGCUAAAUCCUUCGCGAGUGAGUCAGUCUUCAGUCAAGCCAUGGCACGUGAAGAACCACCCAAAGCCCCAGAAGGCUUUCUCGGGGGAUCAUAUUUCUAUCUAGAAGGGUUCUCAUCUAAGCAGAUGGGAGUAUUACAUCGCCACCUUGGGUUCAAUGGUGCUCAAUGUGUGACAUCUCUGAGAGAAUUUUCUCGACCGAGCAUCCCGAAAACAGGCCGUGGCUUAUACAUCAUGGUGCCAUACCAAACCCUCAGGUCGGCGGCUCCAUCAACAGACGAUCUGGCGUUUGAAUGCGAGGUCGUAACAGACAUGUGGUUAGAGAAAUGUCUGCAUGCAAGAGUCCUGGUUCCGCCAGAAUCCCACGCUGUUUGCAGACCUUUCCCUGAUUUCCCAAUUCCAGAAUUUUCAGGAAUGCGAAUAUGCUCUACUGGAUUUGGCGGCAUUGAUCUUCUUCACGUGUCCAAGCUGGCUAACCUGAUGGGUGCCUCCUAUGACGAAGUUCUCACGCCACAAGCCUCUGUCCUGGUUUGCUUCGACCCUCAAACUGCAAGCCAAAACAAGUUGCGCCAUACCAGAGAAUGGGGUGUCCCAGCCGUUUCAGCUAGUUGGCUGUGGGCCUCCAUUCAGACUGGCCAAAAGAAGCCAUUUGAGCCAUAUAUGGUCCAAAAACAAAUAUCCCAACCUCAAGGCGGCGUAGAAAAACCAGGUGCUGCUUUUGAGAGCGAAGAUAUGCAUCAGAAAGUGGAUACAGUCCGCGACAGACGAGCUAAAGCUCCAGCAAAGUCACCAAGUGAACCGAGAAGUGAAGAUCCGAAACACGCCAAAAGCUAUCAAAGGCGGAUGUCGUCUGUCAUCGACGAUGGAUUCUCGAAUGAAGGCGAGGAUGAUGUGCCCAAGCCGUCCAUACCGGAAUCUCAGCCUCCAUCCCCGAGCAGAACAGACGACAGGCCAACAACUAGUGGCUCUACCUCCGACCAACCCAAUCCAAACCACACAGAACCCACUGCACCCUCCGCGCUGGACACCGCGCUCAAGGGCCUCCUUCAGAAAGCCCAAGCUGCUAAAUCCCGCCAGUCGAAUGAAAGCCCAACCAACAUUGAAGAUGGCAACUUUCCCCUCCGACGAAAGCGCAAACCUCUAUUAGGUCGUGCCCCGUCACACUCCUCCUCUAAAGUCGAAACCGCUGCUGCACCAUCCAGAGCUAGCUCAAUUGACACUCUCAAUGACGACGGUAUCGGCGCACCACUUGAGAGCGCAGAUCCGACCCGGGCCAACUCGCUGUCCCGCACGACUAGUCACGUCAAUAAAGAUGAAAGUCUAUCAUCAAUGUUCAGCGGUGCCGGUGGAAAAUUCGAUUUCCUGGCUGAUAAGCAGCUCCCUGCCAACGGGAACGAGGAAGACGAAGAAAACACCGAGCCUCAGAUGACACAACUAGACUAUGAAGAUGCCGACGCAGCAGCUAUGAGAGCUGAAUUCCUGCGUGAUGCAGGCAAGAUACCUCGGAAGCCUACCCAGGCUGACCCAGGCGUGUUAUUAGGGGAGCUCAAAGAAUUGGAGGAUGUUGGAUGGGCCUCUAGGCGGAGGACAAGAAAACAUCUGAGAGGUGAUGGUGAAUGA
Messenger RNA from Penicillium verhagenii, 2685 nucleotides. RefSeq lists its product as uncharacterized. The transcript has 5 exons. Lineage: Eukaryota; Fungi; Ascomycota; Eurotiomycetes; Eurotiales; Aspergillaceae. Bases 1 to 2685 code for a protein of 894 amino acids. The record is from RefSeq and is a predicted model, not a curated record. Gene Ontology annotation, biological process: DNA replication initiation; mitotic DNA replication checkpoint signaling; mitotic G2 DNA damage checkpoint signaling.